Molecule: messenger RNA, 2539 nt
Organism: Cloeon dipterum
Lineage: Eukaryota; Metazoa; Arthropoda; Insecta; Ephemeroptera; Baetidae
Product: complement receptor type 2-like
Exons: 10
Coding region: 149-2125 (658 amino acids)
Source: RefSeq, a predicted model, not a curated record
CAGUUGAGGCCUUGAGCGUUUCUCGCUAGCAGCAGAGUUGACCUGUCAAUAUUAUCAAAAGAGCCCAAAUAAUUUCGCUGAUUUUCUGCACGGACCCUCCUGCGACCUUAUCGGCCAGCCAGAAGAGUGUGCAGGGCGUGUCGUCACGAUGAGCGCCCUUCACGUCUUCACCUUGCUGUCCGUAGCAGGCGCUUUCGCCUCCGAGAUCGGAUUCAAUGGCUCAGCUGGAGACAUUUUCGACAUCUCGGAGCAAUGUUCUCCGAUAGGGAUGGUUUUGGACGAAACCCUGCAGGUGCGCUACGUUAGUGACCGCAUGAGGAACAUGGUCAGGUUCUCCUGUCCUCACGGCUUCCACCUUUCAGGACAGGAAGAGGCUGUCUGUGAAUAUGGACGGUGGAAUCUUGACAGGCUUCCUACCUGCACGUCAUACUGUUAUCAGCCUCAAGGUAUUGAAAAUGGUGGGUUGGACAUUGGGAGAGCCCCAGUUGACGGCCUUGGAUAUGCAAAUGGCACCACAGUCACAUAUUCCUGCGCCCCUGGUUAUCAGUUUCAGCCUAGUGGUGCAUCUGGAGUGCGGAUUUGCUCUAAUGGGGUCUGGUCAGGACAGGCGGUCACUUGUGUUAAAAAGGGUGGAUGCGUAUUGGAAGGCACCCUGGUAAACGGUUACUCGAUCGAGGAGAGGGAAGCGACUCACAAAGUGCGUUACGGAUGCAAAAGCGGCUACCACCUGGACGGGCCCCCAGAACGAAAGUGCCUAUCGGGCCUGUGGAUGCCACCCUUCGCGCCGAAAUGCGUCAAAAAACCAACACAAGGCGUGAUCGCCGCCGCCGACUCGUCUGAGGAGACCGUCGAGACGGGCCGCUCGUGCGCCUCGACCCCCGUCGUCCCCGGGGCCACCCUGGUUUGGGUCAAGGGGCCGAUGACCACCAAUGGCGUCACCGAGGGCACCGAGCUGCAGUUCCAGUGCAACGAGGGGCUCAGAGACACCGAGGCGCCCUGCGAGCUCAGCAAAGUCCGCUGCAUCAACGGAAAAUGGCACGGCAGACUUCCAAAGUGUGAGGAGUUCCAGGGCUGCCUGCCCCUGCCGAGCAUCCCGCACGGCGCCUUAUUCGGCCUGGCAGCUGACGGCAGGUACAGGGUCGGCGCCAGGGUGGCUUACACGUGCCAGCCCGGCUUCAGACUGCGCGGCAAUCCCGUCUUUUCUUGCGAGACCUCCGGCUGCUGGCAGCCGGCCAUGCUUCCAGACUGCGUCGCCGAUGACCAGCCGUUCUAUCUGACGGGUCUGACGCGGGGCUGGGAAGACUACUCUCUGAGCCCCGGGGCAGCGCUGCUGGCCUCCCUGGGCACCUCGCUGGCCGUCAUGGCCGUGCUGAUGGUGGUCUGCCUGGCCGUCAUUUGCCGCCGCCGUCGCAGCCGCAGCGGCCGAUCCGCUUCCGGGGGCCGGCAGCGUUCGUCCCGCCUCCACCACUGGCCCGACGACAGCCCCGAUGCCGCGCCCCAGCCACCCCCGACGUUGCUGCCCCCCGACCCAGACAGGGUGGCGCUCAUCGCUUUUGCUGACGGUCUCCAAGUUGGACAGUCGGUUUUGCCCAGCUAUGAGGAGGCGACUCGUGAGCGUGGAGGCAACCUGGCGCCCGGGGGCGGCAUAUUCUUCAACGCCCUCCAUCGGGGUCGCUCGGGGCCCCAAUGGACGGCCCUCUCUUCAGGCAGCGGACGUCGUGGCCGACGACACCAGCACGACCGGGACACGGACACUCUUUCCCACCAUUCGCUGCACGGCGGGAUCUGCACCAGGCAGUCGUCCAGCACAAGCCACUCGGCAAGCCUCCGCUCGUACGCCGUGGACCUGACGGGCUCGACGGACACGAUGGCCGCGACGAGCGACGGCUCGACCACCGUGACGCUGGACACUGUCAGCUCGCACGGCGCCUCGUCCAUCGCGUCCGGCAGCGCCUCCUGCAGGGCCAUCUGCGGAAGCCUUGCCUCUUUUGACACCAGCUCCGUCCUCAACACUGACGGCGUGCCUCUUCUUGAGGAGAGCGAGUUGGAGGCGGCCGGCGAGCGGCCAGAGGAGGCGGCCCUCGAGGAAGCGGCCUCCGGCGAGCCAAAGCAGGGCACGUGCUAGUGCCAUUCUUCGCAAGACUUGUAACCUCUCAGAUUUAGUUUUUAACCUUUUAACCUAUCUCGUUAGAAGUAUUUUAAUCGAAGGAUAAUGUCAGUACAAAUAAUGAUUAUACUACCAUGUAUGUAAAGCAAUCGCAAUUAGCGACUCUCUACAUUAUAAGUUGCACUUCUUGGAUAAUUAAGAUGUGUUAGUUCAGCCCCCCUUUGUUACAUUGUCACAAACACACACACGCUGAUGGGGAGAAGAUGUCGCGUUCCGAUUCCAGAUUUACAGCCAAUUAGCAGUGUGUUUACAGUGUGUCCCCUCGUGUUAGCCUCAUUAAUUCCAGCGUAAACGUGAAACGAUAGCAUAAAUCUCCGGAAAAGAGUGCAUGUGUAAAUAUUCGGAAUAAAUUCAAAUGAAGAGCCUGGAAAA